CUCAUUCAUCAUGCCUCACCUUACCAGCAAACCCUCUCCCACACUUCAGUGUUUUAAUGGCGAUGAAUCUGCUCAUCUUUUACUCACGUCGGUCUCCCUAUCCCUGCCAGUACAGUCACUUAAGUAAUCCUUAGUAGACAGUGGCCAUGUCUUGCCUGCAUACCCCAUUUUAAAAAUGGGGAGGUUGCCGCUUAAGAGAGAGAAAAAAAUACAUCCAUCUUGCCCACCACAGCACCGACGCGAAAAUCCUCCACCUAUCUCCACGAAUAGCCAUGGCAGCGAAAAUAGCACGGGAUGUCGUCUAACUAUAGCCUAAACUUUGCUCCUGAAGAAUUAUCAGAAGCUCCUCUCACCGUCACAAACCUCCGGCUUGGCACGAACGAGCAACCAAUCAUAUUGAGGCUACUGAACUUCUGGAUGCAGACUCCAUUCAACCAGAACCAACUAAGCGGGUGGUGCAUAACUUCAAAGUAUGUAGAUGUUGUGGGACGGUUGGCCAGUGUUUCGGAGACAGAAACCGGAACCUUUGGCAUGCAACUAUCUGUGCACUGCUGGAAGAUUCAAUAUAUCUUAGGCAUCAAUAGUGGAAGCAAAAAGUGUGGCCCUGUUCUGCUUGCCUUCACGAGCAUGGUGGUUGUCGAAGCAUCAGGACGUCUGUGUCUGCUAAACACGGCUGCAACAAGGGUGACCCACGGAGCAUAUCAGCCACACUUCCGGCACUUUAGAGAUGCGUUCUCACAUGACCACAACCCGGUGGUCAUCGGCCACUCACCUACUCCUUGGCCUGUGCACAUCCGCUAUAAACUCCCCGCCAAAAUGACUCUGAUGAAUUCGGGAGCAGCUGAGAAAAAACUAUUUCCCCCAUACAAUUCUUCAGUUUGGUGCCUCAUUACAAUAGAAAGCAUUCCUACAUGUACAAGUCACUAUCACUAUCCCUUUAAUGACAUCACAAAAACUGCAAGUUCAAUGUCCUAUGUCGCGACACCUCCACUUACUUCAUGUUGCUCUUCAACAAUGAUGCAGCGAUCUCCUUGCUCCAAAAAAACAACAACUGAGUUCUUGGCCCUCACGAACACUGCCAGGAAUGCAUGCCUUCAAUCUGUCAUCGGGAAAAUGUUCACAGUAGAGAUUGACACAGGAGAAGACUCAAACAUUGCAACUUCAGUGUUUGCGGUGCACACCAUAUGGGAUCCACUUGCAUUUGCCAUUUAGCGUCCCAAAUUUCGCCCUAUCUUAGGUUGAAGAAAUAACAAACUUAGCCUACAGCCCAAAAAUAUGUUAUGUCUACAUCUUCAGCUCUGCCGUUCUCCAUCAGUGGCACCUUCUGCAGUAGUUGACUUCCUUUUGUACAAUGAGCUGCUUGCAUUUUGUAAAACACAUCACUCGGCUAUCCACUUGCCUACUAAUUUCAAUUCCCAGUUGCUAAACAUGACUAUGUAAUGAGUUUCGCUUUUCUCUGAUGCCUCUUCUGGUUUUUUUUUUUUUUUCUUCUUCUUCUUCUUCUUCUACUUUUAUUCCCUUCCUCGAGCUGCUAUCAACUUGAUUAGAACUUUCACAUUCAGUUUCCAACGGCAGUUUGUCAGUAACCAUAAUGUUAUCGUCAGUAAACAUAAUUAUCGUUU
Molecule: messenger RNA, 1622 nt
Organism: Linum trigynum
Lineage: Eukaryota; Viridiplantae; Streptophyta; Magnoliopsida; Malpighiales; Linaceae
Source: the annotation of a GenBank genome assembly